Peromyscus californicus insignis is the source of this 3535-nucleotide messenger RNA. RefSeq names its product PABPN1 like, cytoplasmic (gene Pabpn1l). Bases 2095 to 2883 code for a protein of 262 amino acids. Gene Ontology annotation, molecular function: RNA binding. The record is from RefSeq and is a predicted model, not a curated record. NCBI's taxonomy places the organism in Eukaryota, Metazoa, Chordata, Mammalia, Rodentia, Cricetidae. The transcript has 6 exons.
AAGGGAACUUCAGCUCCAUGUGCUGCUGCUAUAUCCUUGGCAAAUGGGGUCCAUCUUGGAAGGCUGGGCCUUGGGGAGUUCUGGAAAAUCUUGGACCCCAAGAAUGACCCUGGGAGUUUCAAGGGCCUGACCUAUAGCUAGCUGACUGGUUUACUCUUGGGGCCAAGUUCUUUGAGCUGUCCACAUGAGGGAGACAGUGGGACCUGGCUGAGGGAUAUACUAAAGGCUUGAGGGACACUGAGGACCUGAGGGGGGCACUGGAUCUGAGGGAACCCUAAAGGGAUACUUAAGACCUGAGGGAAACUCAGGACCUAAGAGAGGCACAGCAGAAAGACCCAUCUCUCAGUCUGCUCCUAUGGCAGCUGUGUCCUGGCAAAAGGGGAAUCCCUCUAGAACCAGCUACUGGCCAUAGUGCUUCAGGGUGCUGGUAGCUUGCUGGAGAAAGCGACUGUCAUUAAUACUGUCCCAACUUGGAACACAGGGUAUUUUUGAAAGCAUUGUGGGGAAGGCCAGCCUGGGGGUGAGCUCGCUGUCCCUAGGCCAGGCGCCUGGCUGGAGCCCCACUGGGCCUGGUGUGUCAGCAAUCUCAGGAUAGCACGAGGCGGAGGAGAGUGACAAGGUUUUUCCACUGCGGACACUGAGCUCAGAGGGGAGACUGGCCAGGGACUGGGCUCCAUCCAGAUGGUCUUGGCUUGGACACAGCCUGCCAUGUCCUACCUCCUACAUGGAAGUAGAGGAAAGACCCAGACAGGACCCCAGCAGAGCUUCACACACAGGUGGAGGAUGGCAGUGGCUCCUUGUCUAUCCCUGUCCAGAUCGUCCGGUAUGGCUAGCUUGUUUUCUGCAUAGCCAUGGGUGCUGCCUCUGAGUAGCCCAGGUCUGCCAGAAAGGACCUAGGGAAGUAACCGAAGCAGGACUGGGAAGAGGCCAGUGGCCACUCAGUCUCUGGUCAGGACUACUUUAUCUCAGGUCAUGUGACUGUCCCACAGCCCUUCCCUUGUGAGGCCUGGAGGUCACAGCAGUUUUUAUUAUUGUGGAGUUGUUUAUGACAGGGCCUCACUCAGGAGCCCAAUCUGGCCAUGAACUUGUGAUCUUCCUGCCCCAGAGGCCCAAGGGAUGAGUAUAAGUAUGGGCCAUUGCAUGAGGCAUGAUAGUUUUCAGCUACUUUGGAGAACAGAAUGAGCACAUGAGAAGUCAGGUUAGGGGUCAGAAGCCCAGUUUCCUGGGGCUUCAACAGCCACAGCUACCCCCCACCUCUGCCUCUCAACCUCAACAGCCACCCCAGGUUGUGGGAAGUGUCAGUCACCAAACUCCACAUAUACAGUGUAGCCCACUAAACCUAUCUCCUAUCCCAGCCCAGGUUCUAAGAAAGACGUCCCAUUGGCUAGCCUGGGGGCAUGGUCACAGAAGUGUGGCUGUGGAUCUGAGGACGUGGAGUCACCUGAAGGUCCCUGUGGAAACCUCAGUGAGACAAUAACACGCACAGCAUGAGGCUCAGCGGAGUAGACUCAAGAAGCCUCAGUGCCUGUGUCUAGUAGGUCCGCCCCUCUUCUGGACACCCCAGGAAGGAGUCAAUGGAUGCAGGCUGGCAACAGUCCUGUAGGGUGAGCGCAGAGGGGCAGCAGCGGAUGAGCAGGGCUGGAAACCACUGUGCCUGCCUGCAUCCGCCAAGUACCCAUCAUCCAAUUUGAACAGUUCAGCCUGAGCCUCCCUUAUGGCAAAAGGAAUCAUCUAAAUAGUGCCGGAGUUUAAUAGGCUCCCAUCUAAAGGUGCCCUGCGUAGAGGUGGGGAGGGAAGCGUCUUGGAGGAACUCAUGGUUAGGGCAGAAUAUGGAACCCUACUCUGGAUGAGGCCAGGCCUGAUCUCUUAGCUCUCCAGGGACCCUUGCUCCAACUGACCCAAUGUAUCCAGACACCCAUAGUACCACCUCUCCCUCAACAGCCUGGCCCAAGCUGGGAGGCCUUCCUAUGUGCUUUAGUGGAAGCAGCUGGUCAGGAUGAGGACUUAAAAGGGAGAGCCACAAGGCAGAUGCAGCUGUGGAGGUGAGCAGACCGGAAGAGCCAAGGUUCGCCCAGCCUGCUGUUUUUUCAUACCAUGUGGCCCUUCCUGAGCAAUGAUCUCUUCCCGCCCCCUACUGAAGCCUGGCUCCAGAAGGUCUCCUCAGAUCCUGAGGCCCAAGGUUGGGGGGCCUGGGGCAGGGCUGAAAAGACCCCUUUGGGGCCAAGAGCUGAGAGGAGAGCGGAGAGUGAUGAGGAAGCUGAGGAAAAGGGAGACGCAGGCUUCCUGCUGUCCAUGCUGAAGCAAGAAAACCUGGCCAAGUCUCCAGUAUACAACCAGGAGUUGGAGGCCAUCAAGCUGAAGCUGUGGGCCAUGGAGCAUGCUGAGACCCGACUGGAGCCAUCCUAUGUACAAAGAAGGGUCACAGAGGAAGAGGGGGCUGAGGUCAGACAGCUGCUGAGCCCUGAGACCAUAGGCUACUUCUUCCCUGGGACCCCCAAGGAAAAGGUGGAGGCUGACCACAGAUCUGUCUAUGUGGGCAACGUGGAUUAUGGAGGCUCGGCUGCUGAGCUGGAGGCCUACUUCAGCCCCUGUGGGGAGAUUCACCGGGUCACCAUCCUGUGCGACAAGUUCUCUGGACACCCAAAGGGCUAUGCCUAUAUUGAGUUCGCUUCCCAGAGCUCUGUGCAGGCUGCUGUGGAUCUGGAUGAGAGCACCUUCCGAGGGCGGAUCAUCAAGGUACUUCCCAAAAGGACGAACUUCCCAGGAAUCAGCUCCACAGAUCGUGGUGGGCUGCGGACACACUUGGGCAGCAGGGCUCAGCCCUUCCUGCACAGCAGCCUCCAUCGAAGAUUGCGGUUCCGACCCCAUGGACAAAGCCGGUAAGUGGGCCCAAGUGCGAGUCUGAGUCUGGAGAUCUGAGCAGCAAGAUUCCUGGAGCCUGACCAUGAUGCUGGCUAUAGUCAGUCUGCACAGCAUCAUGCUAAGAGAGGACUGUUGUCCCCUCACAUGAACCUUAACUGGCUAGGGCACUUGGGAAGGGGCUGAGUCAGAGCUCAUGGUUCCUACUAGCCUGGACAGCCUCUGUGCAACCUCCCUACCUGGUAGGGAUACUCCUUCCUGGUCACCAGGACUCUGCAGGUGAUAGGCCAUAGAGGGUGGGAUCCACAGCAGGCUCCUCUGGCCUGAAGUACAGGUAAGGCUGUAGCUGAGCCCAUGGGCCACGUGUGGCAAAUUCUAGCCCCAGACCUCCCUCCUCCCCUGGAAUCACUCCCUCAAGAGAGCAGGGAGCCUGAGAAGGUGCCUCCCACAGUCCCUGAGCAGCUUCACAGGCUCCCUGCCCAGGUGUCCUCCAGGCCUAUCCCUCUGAAGGCAACUCAGCUGCCUUUGUCUCCCUCCCUCUCUGCAGGGGCCGUGGACGCGUCUCACCAUGGUUCUCACCAUAUUGAAAAGAUGGCCCAGUUUUCAAAGUGGGGCCAGGAGCUGGGUCAGAAGUAAACAGCGGUCUUCCCACUUACUCCAAACUGGUCUUCAAGCC